This is a messenger RNA of Mya arenaria, 2401 nucleotides long. RefSeq names its product serine/threonine-protein phosphatase 6 catalytic subunit. Gene Ontology annotation, cellular component: cytoplasm. The record is from RefSeq and is a predicted model, not a curated record. Lineage: Eukaryota; Metazoa; Mollusca; Bivalvia; Myida; Myidae. The coding region runs from base 38 to 952 and encodes 304 amino acids. Gene Ontology annotation, biological process: G1/S transition of mitotic cell cycle; peptidyl-serine dephosphorylation. Gene Ontology annotation, molecular function: protein serine/threonine phosphatase activity. The transcript is spliced from 10 exons.
CGCUGCUGAAGAGCAAAACAAGGAAAGAGAAAUCAAAAUGUCAAAAGACGUAGAUAAAUGGAUAGAAAUCGCAAAGGAAUGCAAGUACUUACCUGAAAAUGACCUUAAGUGGCUGUGUGACAUGGUAUGUGAGUUGUUAUUGGAAGAGUCUAAUGUUCAGCCUGUCAACACUCCGGUCACAGUAUGUGGGGAUAUACAUGGACAGUUCUAUGACUUAAUGGAGCUGUUCAGAACUGGUGGACAGAUGCCGGACACAAACUACAUUUUCAUGGGUGACUUUGUGGACAGGGGCUACUACAGUUUGGAAACAUUCACACUCCUCCUCACACUCAAGGCAAAGUGGCCAGACAAGAUUGUCCUGUUGAGAGGGAACCAUGAAAGCAGACAGAUCACACAGAUCUAUGGGUUUUAUGAUGAGUGCCAGACCAAAUACGGAAAUGCCAACGCAUGGAGGUCGUGUUGUAAGGUGUUCGAUCUUCUCACUGUCGCUGCAAUCAUAGACGAGUGUAUCCUAUGUGUACAUGGUGGUUUAUCCCCCGACCUGAAGACCAUUGAUCAGAUCCGGACCAUCGAGAGAGCUCAGGAAAUCCCACAUAAGGGAGCAUUUUGUGAUUUGGUGUGGUCAGACCCAGAGGAGGUUGACACUUGGGCCAUGAGCCCCAGAGGAGCAGGUUGGCUGUUUGGGGCCAAAGUUACAAAUGAGUUUGUCCAUAUAAAUGGUCUCAAGUUGAUAUGCAGAGCUCACCAGUUGGUCCAUGAAGGUUUUAAAUACAUGUUUGAUGAGAAACUUGUCACGAUAUGGUCAGCACCGAACUACUGCUACAGAUGUGGCAACGUAGCUGCGGUCAUUGAAUUCAAGGACCCAGAUGUACGGGAGGCGAAAUUAUUCAAAGCAGUUCCAGAUAAUGAGCGGGUCAUACCAAGUAGAACAACUACGCCUUAUUUCCUUUGAUACUCGAUGACAUUGUUUGUUUUUUUUCAUUUGAUGGAUUUUAAUGAAAUGACUUAACUGUGGCAGUAUCAGCAUGGCUAGGAUUAUAUGAAUGAUGAUGUCACUGGUAUCAGUAUGUCGCCCAUUAAUGCUACAUAACUAAUUGUCUUAAAUUUUGACCAGGUUUUUAUAGCAGUUUUUCUGAAAUUUUGCUGUUGGUCCUUAAAUACCAAUAAUCUAUAUCGAGUUAUUUAAAUGCAUCAGAUAAAAUAAUUCUAUCUUUGAAAAAUCUAUAAACUUGCCUACUUUGACUCGGAGCCGAUGUAUUUUUUUGGACUAAGGAAGACUUCUAUACUAUGUACAGAUUUUAAAUGUGCUGUUAUUUGUACCACAGAUACAUUAUUCCGGUAACUUUGUGUAUUUAAUGCUCGUUAGAAAUUGAAAUAACAUAAUGAAAUACCGUAAUCUAUAAUUGUUGUGAUUCUGGUUUUAUGAUUAGCAUUAAAGUUUAAUGUGUUACAUUGUUGCUCUAUUAACAAUUGGGUUUCAUUUUACUAAAAAAACACAGCUAUAAAGGCAUGGAAAAUAAAUUCUUUUAGAGUAAUAUGUAUAUAAUCUUAAUGUUAUAUAAUCUUAAUGUUUUAUUAUUACAUAAUCAUUUUAACACAUUGUUUUUUGCCUGUUUUGCCAUGAUCAAUAAGAUAUCAUUAUUUUUACAAUAAAUAUAAAUAUCCUCCAUGAUACAUCAAAUUUAUUCAUAUGCCAUUAUUAUUUGGGUCAUUUUCUUGCUAAGUGUCAUAAUUUGGGUAAAAACAUAGUAAGUUUCUUUAAAUACAACCUAGAUAAAAAACAUAAUUCACUAAAGGCUAUUCCAUUUAAACAUAUAACCCCCAGGGGGAAGGCACUUUUAAAUUAUGCCAUCCCCCUACAGAAGCAAUUUUACCCUUUUGGGAUCCAAAUUAGCAAAAAAGACACACACCUAUAUACUAUUAAAAUAAUUGCCUUCCCCCCGAGGAUUAUAUGUUUUACUGGAAUAGCCCUAAGUUGAAAAUGUUCACAUAGAUGCUUUAUGAAUUAAACCAGUUGCCCCAUUUUCUUGAAAAUACUUGAGUGAAUGACCUUAUAAGGAAAUUUAAGGCAAAUAAUUUUGUUAACAUAUUAAAAAAAUAAAAAUACAAAUGUAUCUAGUUCUCUUCUAUCAACUUUAUGCACAGGGUUUAAAUAGAGAAUUCAGAUUACCGGUAGUAUUAAAGAAUUUUUAAGAAACCUGGACCUGUUUUGUUUGUCACAUUGUAGUGACAGUCACAUUGACCUAAUAUUAACACUGUCAAACCACAAUACAAUUCUGGUGUGUUCUGCACUGAAAUGAUAGCAAGUACAGUUCAGGAUGAGCCAAUGUAGCAUGUAUCCAAAAUUGUCAUUAGUCUUGAUGAUGUAAAUGAUGUAUAUAAUAAAAUGUCAAAAAACUAA